Molecule: messenger RNA, 1621 nt
Organism: Sphaeramia orbicularis (orbiculate cardinalfish)
Lineage: Eukaryota; Metazoa; Chordata; Actinopteri; Kurtiformes; Apogonidae
Gene: bbln
Product: bublin coiled coil protein
Exons: 2
Coding region: 308-655 (115 amino acids)
Source: RefSeq, a predicted model, not a curated record
AAAACUGUGACACGCGGAGAGCGGAAGUGGCUUAAACAGCAACAAUAGAUAUCAGUGGCGACUAGAAUCACCAGCUAAAUAACUAGACCCUGUGGAGACAACACGACUUGGAAGUCCAUCGCAACCGUAUGAAAAUAACGGCGAAAGGGAAUAAAUUCGUGCAUUUGUAAAUAAUGCAAAGUUAGAGUUUGCGCUGUUUCUUGGAUGAAGGGUCGCUAAUGCCAGUCAGCUGACAGCUCAGCUACCGUAACAGUGUAAACAGCUGAACUCUUAGCCUGGAUCAACGACGGUAUUGUAGCAUUAAAUAAUGUCCGGGCCGAAUGGAGAUCCCAACAUCUCAAUCGAAGAAGGUAUAAUCAAUGAUGAAGAUGAAUUCGGCGACGAAGAGUAUGCUGCUGUCAACUCUAUGCUGGAUCAGAUCAACUCCUACCUCGAUGACCUAGAGGAGAGGAAUGAUGCGCUCAAUGGCAAACUUGUGGAACUGCUGGAAUCCAACCGGCAGGCCCGGUUGGAGUUCAGAGCCCAGCUGCUUGGUUCUCCUUCAGCAGAGGAGGAGCAGAAUGGCCCUGCUGGCACAGACUCCUCUUCAAACAGCAAGGUGGACCAGGAGGAGGAUGACUCUGAGGGCUCUCAGAUGAAGGACAAGAGCGAGUAGACCAGUAGCUUUUGUUCAUCAAAAUACACAUGGAAUGUUAAGUAGGACUGACUCCACUUAAAACUACUGUAUGUUGGACUAGUGGGUCCUGAUCUGCAUUAAUAUGCAUAAAUGACUCACUGCAGUUGAGUCUCUUGUCACCUGUGGUCUGCUGAUGUUUGUAAUUUAAGCUCUUAAUUUCUUUCUUAACACACCAUUGUAGAUCUGUGACAUUUAAGUUUUUGUUUGUUGAACAGUUGCUCUGUUAAUUCUUGUUCUGGUCCAGUUAGGACAUGAAGUUGAAUCCUUAAGCCAGAAAUACAGUACAUUUUUUAAAGAUUCAAAUAAGACUGAAUCAAGUUUUACACACAUCAUAAAACAUGUCCAAAUAGAGGAUCAGGUCCAUGAUCCUGUACCAGUAGGUGGGAUUACCAAGGUGUUUUUUUAUUGAACACUGGCAACCCAAGGUUUCUGAUUGUAGUUAUGAUUAUGUUCUCAAAAGAUGGGAGGACUUGGUACCCAGUGACCAUUCGCAAACACUGACAGGUCCAAAGCAGCUGAUUUCUCAAAAGAAAAACAAACUCAUUUUAAACAGCUACAAGCAAUUAAAAAAUUUAAUAUAUGCUAAAAAACACUACAGCAGCAGCUUAAGUCUGGAAGGAAAGCUGUCAACAAACUGUCUACUGUGUUAGUAUGUGAGGUUAAUAGUUUGAUCAAUAUCACAUAAUUUAGGAAUCAUUAUAUCUGAUGGAAAUUACAGUAGUGUAUUAAGUUAAUGUGAUCUUAAAUGUAUUAUGAUCUGUUAUCUCCAUAUCAUCAUCACCUGUCCUGCUUGUGACUUGGUCUGUUAAACUGGGGAACUUGAAACUGUCAAAUGUAUUUCUGGCUUAAGAUCAGUUUAGAGUUUACAUCAGACUCUUUCUAGAUGUACAAUGUGUAACUAUUAUGUUUCUUCCCUUAAAGUAAAUAUGCAACAUUCCAGAUGUC